Paramecium octaurelia is the source of this 1578-nucleotide messenger RNA. Lineage: Eukaryota; Ciliophora; Oligohymenophorea; Peniculida; Parameciidae. The record is from the annotation of a GenBank genome assembly.
AUGCAAGAAAUAGUAUAGUAGGAUUCUGAAGAUGUAAUUUACAUUAAAUCAAUCUUAGAGUAUUGAUAAAGAAAGAGAUCGAUUAAAAUAAUAGUAAUACUUUAUUAAGAGUUAAGUCAAUUUAAGAAAUAAAACACAAAAGAAUUUAGAUGACGAUGUGUUUUACAGACUAAGUCCUUAAAGGAAAAAUCCUAACAAGGAAUUAAGAAAUUAGUUGAGUAAUUUGAGACAUAUGAGGAUCAGUAAACAUUUAUUAAUAUUUGCUUAGGUGCAGCAAAGAGCAGCUGUUCAAUAGGUUAAGACAUGUAAUCAGAAAUUUGGAAGAUUACUGUCUAAUCUAGCAAUGUUAAAGCUCGAAAAGAUACAUUUAAGAAAUUAUUCAAAUCUUCAGAUAAGAAAUAAUGUGACACCUAAUCUCAAAAAAAAUAUAAACUUAAUCAUUUUAAACGAAUUUUAAUCAACCGCCUUCAAAUACAUAAGCUGCAGGGGAUGAUGCUGAAGCUAAAUGGAAGAAAAAAUAUAGAGCCAAAAAAUUUUGAAUGCAAUAUCAAUAAAGGAAAAUUAGAAGGAAAAAUUUUGGUCAUUAGAAGUUAUUUGAUAAUAUAAAUAAUUAAAAUGGAUAGAUUAAAAGAUAUUGAGAGUAUGGCGCAUGGACAUGCUGGUGCUUUGGCUGGUCUCUUUUCUACUUGCCUACUUUAUCCUCUGGAAAACAUCAAAACAAGAAUGGCCGCAUCUUAAUAAAAAGAGGCCAUCCAAGAGGUUAUUAUUAAAGUGUGGGAUUAGGAAGGGGUCUGGGGAUUUUUUAAAGGUGUCACUCCUUUAGCUUUAGGCAACUAUAUUUCAUAUGGAGUCUACUUUUUUUGGUACACUUUCUAUAUUUUAUCAGAAGGUAUGAGUAUUUUAAGCAUUUGUUUAAAACAAAUAUUGCUAAUUCAUUUGCCUUAAUUAAACCAUCCUUAGCAUCAGCUAUUCUCACAACAUUUGUAACAAAUCCAUUUUGGGUUGUCUAAUCGAGGAUGACAGUCAGCAAAGAUAAUCUUAAUUUUUUUUAUAAGACUAAGCAAAUAAUUGAAAAAGAAGGAUGGGAGGCAUUAAUGAAAGGUUUAUAAGCGUCAUUGAUAUUAACAAUAAAUCCGAUUAUUCAAUUUGUCAUCUAUGAAGCAUUUAAAAGAAGAUUUUAAUAUGUAGAAAAUUAAGCCUUAGUUAAUUUUAUUGGAGGAGCAAUAUCAAAGGCCAUUUCCACAAUUUUAACAUAUGUUUUAAUUUUAUUUUGUAAUAUUAGCCUUAUCAGCUCCUGAGGACCAAAAUACAUAUAAAGAAAAAUAGUUCAAAAUCAUAUUUUUCAGCAGCAGAGAUGAUUCUCAAAAAUGAAGGAAUUCAAGGAUUAUUUAAAGGUGACCUACUUUCAUUUACUAUUUAGGGUUGACACCAAAAUUGUGUUAAUCAGUAUUAAAUUCUGCAUUUUUACUUAUGUUUUAUGAAAAAAUAUAUGAGAUCAUCAAAUAAGGAAUAAUUCUUAUCAUAAUUGAAAUUUUAAAAUAUCGUAAAAAAUUAAGAAAACUUUAGAAGUUAAAAUGA